CUAUACAUGGCUGUCACACAAAAUAACGGAGGAGUGAGCCAUCGCACUCAUCUAAAAUAUCUUUGCUGCAAGCAGGACUUUUUGUACAGUUUGUUCUCACUGCCGAGCUUUUCUCUCCAUGGUGCCUCAAUAUCAGUAACUCGUUUCUGCUCAGGUAGCACCAGCAGCCACAUGUUUCAGAUGCUGUGGCUUUGAGAAAAGGCUAUGGAUAGCCGCCCGAGCAGUUAAUACACACAGACAAACGAUGCUAACAGCUCACAUUACACUGUGGCCAAAGGCAUGUCACAUUUGACCUGCCCGUUGCUGUGCGGCUAGCCUGCCAGCUAAAGUUAGCUAGCUAUAGCUACCGAGCGUUAGCUAGCUCAAAUGCAGUUGCCUAGGAGAGAGACAUGGCCAUAAUGAUAAAGUUACACUGGCAGUGAAACAAAAACUUAACGAAAAGGCAAAUAACACAAAAAUGCUAAGUAACGAAAACGACGAGGUUUAACUGCCACAGCGUUUAGAAAACUUAUCGGCUGUUUCCAUCGUCGUUUGGACAGGGUUAACGGUAGUGACAGCUGUCGGGAACGUUACUGCAGUAGCUAGCAGCCGGGUCAACAGUCAACAAUGCUAUUACUGUCCAGUUCUACACGCCUACUCGGAAGAGGGAAAACUUUGCUCCGUGAUCCGUUUAAGAGGAUUUGCGUAGAUAUGUCGUCCUCCUCUCCUUCGGGUAAGAGACUGCGGGUUCUGGUUGACAUGGACGGGGUCUUGGCCGACUUCGAGGGGGGUUUCUUAAAGAAGUACCGGGCCCGAUACCCGGAAGAUCCCCACAUCAUCCUGGACGACAGGAGAGGGUUUUGGGUGUCAACGCAGUACGGGCAGCUGAGGAGUGACCUGUGUAACAAAGCCAUCAGUAUCUGGGAGUCCAAAGACUUCUUUAUAGAACUGGAGCCGCUGCCAGGAGGAGUGGAGGCGGUCAAGGAGAUGGCCAAGAUGGAUAACACAGAUGUCUUUAUCUGCACCAGCCCCAUACAACAUUACAACCACUGCCCGUAUGAGAAGUAUGCCUGGGUAGAGAAGCAUUUUGGCCAUGACUUUCUGGAGCGGGUAAUCCUGACCAGGGACAAGACAGUAAUCACCGGAGACCUCCUGAUAGACGACAAGCCGGACAUUCUAGGCGUGGAGCCCAAGCCGACGUGGGAGCACAUCCUGUUCACCGCCUGCCACAACAAGCACCUCCCCCUCAGUCCCCCGCAGAGACGACUCCUGUCCUGGUCGGACGAUUGGAGGGCCAUCCUGGACAGCAAAAGGCAGUGAGGGAACUCCUUCACCCACGACCCCCGGCGGCCCUGGCUUCCUGGUUAGUGGACGAGUUGGUGGUGGUGUGGGGGGGGGGCGUCAUCACCACGCUGGUGGGUGUCGUGGCUCGGAGGGACCGCUGUCUUGCAGAGGCACCAGCAGAAUUCAUUUCUGAAAGGAAGGAGGGUCAAAUUUUAAAAGGGUGGGAACGAUCAGCCACAUUCACACAAUAUUAUACAGGUUUGACUUAAAAAAGAAAAAAAAUUGUAUUCACUCUGCUGGGUAUGGACAUUCACGUGUUCAACCACAUGGGGGCACUCUGAGACCGAGUGCGAUGGGAACCACCUUUCCACCUAUUUCACUGAAGAAACUGUGACAGCAGGACGUUGAAUUUCAAAUGGAUACACGGGGAGUCUAACAUUGAACUUGUUGUGAGCUGCUCUGUGUCUGCAUGCAAUGUUUUUGGGAGACGUAUCGUUAGGAUUUUUUUUUUUUUCUUCUCUUCCUCAUUCAAAUCAGAAUUUUAUUUGGGAGACACUGGGGCUGUUUACCUAUGGUCUUGAUGAUGAUGAUGAAUCAUUUUAUUUCGGUUAACAUUGAUGAAACAAUUAUUUACCACAAUUUGCCACUGUAUCUAACCGAAAAAAAGGAAUAGGCUGAAAGCCAAGGCGUAUUUUUGCCUAUCCUAUCCCAUAAUCCCUGUAGAAUCACCCAGAAAUUCAACACAACUAAAUGAAACCAAAUACUUAAACCUG
Perca fluviatilis (European perch) is the source of this 2036-nucleotide messenger RNA. Its product is annotated as 5'(3')-deoxyribonucleotidase, mitochondrial-like. Gene Ontology annotation, biological process: pyrimidine deoxyribonucleotide catabolic process. NCBI's taxonomy places the organism in Eukaryota, Metazoa, Chordata, Actinopteri, Perciformes, Percidae. The record is from RefSeq and is a predicted model, not a curated record. The coding region runs from base 607 to 1299 and encodes 230 amino acids. The transcript has 5 exons. Gene Ontology annotation, molecular function: 5'-nucleotidase activity.